Messenger RNA from Diaporthe citri, 300 nucleotides. RefSeq lists its product as uncharacterized. The record is from RefSeq and is a predicted model, not a curated record. NCBI's taxonomy places the organism in Eukaryota, Fungi, Ascomycota, Sordariomycetes, Diaporthales, Diaporthaceae. The transcript has a single exon. Bases 1 to 300 code for a protein of 99 amino acids. Gene Ontology annotation, biological process: spliceosomal complex assembly; regulation of mRNA processing. Gene Ontology annotation, molecular function: ATP binding.
AUGUCGAAUACAGGUUCAGAAACCAGCUCCGAACCCCGGCAAAAGUACCACCCGUUCCAGCUAGGCCCGAGCGAGGAUCUAGAAUGGUAUGAGCCAGGAGGGUUCCACCCGGUCCACCUUCAGGACGUGUAUGAUCGGAGAUACUCGGUUGUCCACAAACUUGGAUUCGGUGGCUUCUCGACGGUGUGGCUCGCACGCGACUCCGUGGAGAUGCAAUGGGUUGCGCUCAAGAUCCUGGCCGCCGAAAACCUCAACAACAAGCACCGCGCGACCAAGCGUCUUAGAGGACGACGACAUUAA